AUGCGAUUACUUUUUCUCUUUUUAUUCCUGUCUUACCUAAGUACUACUGCCUCCGAAACGGUUGUGAUUGUUCAACAACCUACACCAGUGCGUCAUCCACCACCUCCACCGCCACCACCUCAUUUACGACAUCACAUGCCUCCACCACCUCCACCACCUCCACCUCCAUUUGGACGCAUGCAUCCUCCACCACCGCCGCCGCCACCACCACCACGUCCUCAUGUUUAUGGAUGA
Messenger RNA from Cylicostephanus goldi, 234 nucleotides. Lineage: Eukaryota; Metazoa; Nematoda; Chromadorea; Rhabditida; Strongylidae. The record is from the annotation of a GenBank genome assembly.